UCUCUUUUCUUAAAGAAACAGGAGAGCGAGCGACGAAGAGAGAGAGAGAGAGAGAGAGAAAGAGAGAGCGAGAGAGAGACUGCGCGUAAAUCCACUGCGAGCGAGUUUUAAAGUGCAGAUAUUUUUCUUGGCUGACCGUUCAUGCGUGCAGCUGUGAGAAAUAAGCGCAAACAGAAACAUCUGCCUUUGAACAGCCCCGUCUAUUGCUGCUUGUCCCCCCGGUGGUAGACAUGGCAAAGUUAUUCCGUGCUGCAAUCAUGGGUCCACCAGGAUCAGGAAAAGGCACGAUAUCCAAGAGGAUUGCUCAGAGCUUCGGACUGCAAUACCUGUCCAGCGGUCACUUUCUGCGCGAGGGCACAACUGUCGACCCAGAGGCAGGACUGCUGGUGAAGACCUACGUACAGAAAGGCAUGCCGAUCCCUGACCAUUUGAUGACCAGACUGAUGCUGCCCAAGCUGCAACAGCUGAGAGACCACAGCUGGCUGCUCGAUGGUUUCCCGCGUACAUUGGCACAGGCUCAGGCUCUGAACAACCUGUAUCAGCUCGACUUGGUCAUCAGCCUGAACAUUCCCUACGAGACCCUACGGGAGAGACUCAGCAACCGCUGGAUCCACCCAGCCAGUGGGAGAGUUUACAACAUGAGCUUCAACCCGCCCCGAGUGCAGGGUAAGGAUGACAUCACCGGAGAGCUGCUGAUUCAGCACGAUGACGACAAACCAGAAGCUCUGAUGGCAAGACUCAGACACUACAAGGAAGUGGCAAAGCCUGUCAUAGACUUGUACAAGUCACAGGGAGUCCUGCACUCUUUUUCUGGCACAGACACAGACAAGAUCUGGCCUUACAUCAACACUCUCUUCAGCACCAAGAUGCACACACAGCCGUCAGAAGACUGUCAAACCCAGACACCCUGACUCCGAUCCCAGCGGAACGCCACAGGGAAGAUGGAGGAAAAGCUUUGUUUCUUUUCUAAUGCUGGAGUGAGGUUUCAGGAAGUGCACUAGGACUCCUAUCAACAUGUUUGUUGACCCCUCCCCCAGAAAAAUGACUUCAUGCAGAUAUUUCUAUAGAGCUUUGUGCUUUAAAUUGUAUCAGAUUUCAUGUUAUUUUAGUGUGACAUUCAGAAGCUUGCGGGCGUUUUUGAUUUACGUUUGACGUUUUUGACUUUUUCUACCCUAAUCAGUGGUUAUACAGCACACAUGAGGAAGAGAAAGGUAAACAAGCUGUAUUUCUUUAAUUGCUGUAUUAAAUACUUCACAGUAAACUAAAAAUAGAAGAGGCGGGGCAUAAAAUACUUCAUACCAAACCACUUAGGAUUUGCUGGAGCCAUUGCAUCAUCCUAGUCAUAGAGAUUUGAUAAAAACUUCAUUUUAAACUUUUAUUUGUUAUUAUUGUUGAGCUGCAGUCUGUUCUGGAUGGGUUCAAAAGGGUGAUGAUGCAUCCAGUGUUUCUACUGUUCCGUAUCUUCGGUCAUUUUAUUAUUCUGACAGUUUUUGAUUUUUUUGUCGGUUUUUCUUUCCAGGCGAUUUCAUCUGACAGUAAAAAUCAUCGUUGCAGAAUGAA
Molecule: messenger RNA, 1560 nt
Organism: Nothobranchius furzeri (turquoise killifish)
Lineage: Eukaryota; Metazoa; Chordata; Actinopteri; Cyprinodontiformes; Nothobranchiidae
Gene: ak4
Product: adenylate kinase 4
Biological process (GO): nucleobase-containing compound metabolic process
Cellular component (GO): mitochondrion; cytoplasm
Molecular function (GO): AMP kinase activity; ATP binding; nucleoside diphosphate kinase activity
Source: RefSeq, a predicted model, not a curated record